Messenger RNA from Chelmon rostratus (copperband butterflyfish), 1912 nucleotides. RefSeq names its product vestigial-like family member 3 (gene vgll3). The transcript is spliced from 4 exons. NCBI's taxonomy places the organism in Eukaryota, Metazoa, Chordata, Actinopteri, Chaetodontiformes, Chaetodontidae. Gene Ontology annotation, biological process: regulation of transcription by RNA polymerase II. The record is from RefSeq and is a predicted model, not a curated record. Gene Ontology annotation, cellular component: nucleus. Bases 316 to 1377 code for a protein of 353 amino acids.
CCUGAAAACUUGUCAGAGAAGAGUUUUUUUUUCUUUCUUUCUUUUUUGGGAUACAGUGUGUUUGUCUCAUACCGUUUUUGAUCCAUUUCGUGGCCCCGGGUGGUGCUGGUGGAGCGCACAGCGGGAGGCGCAUUGUCUGUAUGCAAACUGGACGGCAUGGCCAUUGUGCGCGUUUGGGCAUAUAUGGAGGCACCGAUGGCUCGGAGGAUACAGCCCGUCUGAAGUGUCAGGAGUGGAGAGUCGCUCUUCGGCUGCGUUGUGCGCGCUUCUCUCCCCCGACUUUCUCUCUCUCGUUCAGCGCUCCGGUCCGUCGCUAUGAGUUGCCUGGAUGUGAUGUACCACCAAAGCUAUGGAGCGCACUACCUCCCUGCAGCGGCGUACAAGGCGACAUACUAUAACCACCAUCACCAGCAACAACAGAGAAGGCUGAGUGUCUACAGUAAGAUGCAGGAGUGUAUGGAGCAGCAGCAGCAGCAGCAGCAGCAACAAGGAGGAUUAAGAGGGAUGCUUUCCAGAGAUCAAGGCCUCCGGCAGGCUCCUGCGGCGCCAGGAGUUGGAUCAGGCCGGAGAUCCGCGUCCGAUUCGGAGCUGAAGGAUGGUGCCCAGCCAGCCGAGGCAGAGUACUUGAGCUCGAGGUGUGUUCUGUUCACCUACUUCCAAGGGGACAUCGGCGACGUUGUGGACGAGCACUUCUCCCGGGCGCUCAGCCAGUCCAGCACCUUCAACAGCGAGACCAAGCCGAUCAGGGUGACUCAGCCGUCGGCCUCAGCCGCCGCCGGCCUGUGGAAAGAUGGUGGGUGUCUCUCUGAGAGUCAGAGCAGCUCAGUGUGGAACAACACCUAUCCAACCCAGGCCGGGUCUUGCCUCCCAUCGGUGUCUGUCUCGGUCCACCCCGACUUCUCCUCCAGCCCUGUUUCCUUCAACCACCCGGAUGGAGCCCUGUGGGCAGACCACGUGCUCUCCCAGGCCAGCCUUCCCUCCCCGGCCACCCUCCCCGAAAGCUGGACCUACAGCCUGAACCCCCAGAGCACAAGCGGCUACCCCAACGUCCACAACGUCUACCACGCUCACCCCCACGCCCACAUCCACACCCGGCACCACCACCCCAUGCUCCAUUCAUACCCGACCCACGGUCCGGCGCUGGAUCCGAGGUUUAACCCUCUGCUGCUGCCCGGUGUUCGGAACCAGAACCAGCCGACUGCCAGCGCAGGGAGUCCUCCACACAGCGAGGGAGUGAAGACAGAGAUGGACCCCAGCAGCAACAGCCCAAUCACUGCUACCACUGUUACCUGGACCCCCUCGGCCCUCCAUGGAUCCUUGGAGGUGUAUGACACAGCUCUUGAUCAGGCCAAACCAAAGACGUCAGUUUGGUUCUAACUGACGUACUGAGAACAAGAAGGAAUAUCGAUUCACACCAAAAAGGACCUACUCUGUGGCUCUAUCAAUGUAUGGCUGCAACACCAGCACUGUAAUGUACAAUGUAGAUAGACGGCUUAUUGGUUGGCUAUGAGUCCCGCACUGUCCACACGACUUAUUAUGGAUAUGAACUCAGGCUUUGGACGAGCGAUCCAGUGCUUUGGCUGCAGGUCAAGGCCCUUGAAGAACGAUACAGACUACUAGCUUUAAGAAUGGGAGGCCUCUUCUUCUCUGUCGGCACCAAGCACCAGUUUUUCUUUCAUGCAAUGUGAGACCAAGUGGUUCUGUUUCAAGAGCUCGAUUUUGAUCCACAUGUUGUUUUGUACAGUAAAUGUUUACGACUGUUAAUGUUUUCGUGUGUGUGUACAGUUUUGCCAGGCUAAGUUGUUGUUUGCUGGAUGACCUCUGCUAAAACGUUUGCCUGAAUGCUACUUCACUAUUUCUCCGUUGCGGGUUGUGUAGUGUAAAUAUUGGUACUGUAUGUUUAAGUAAUAAA